This is a messenger RNA of Dentiscutata erythropus, 474 nucleotides long. Lineage: Eukaryota; Fungi; Glomeromycota; Glomeromycetes; Diversisporales; Gigasporaceae. The record is from the annotation of a GenBank genome assembly.
AUGGUGAAUGCUCAACAAUAUAUAGAAAGCAGUUUCCCCAAGCACAUAUAUAGAAUUUUUGCUAUUGGAAAGAAUUUAGAAGGUCACCUGGAUUUAUCAGAGUAUCCUAAUUUGGUUGAAGUACGUUUAGGAAAUAAUCCUCUACUAACAAGCUUAAGUUUGGGACCAUCGCCUCGACCUUACCUUACUGCUAUAGGAUUUAGAGGAAGUGGCAUUACCAAUUUUUCUUUUUUGGCUAAUCUUCCUAAUAUACACAUGCUUGUUUUAGUUAACCAUACCCAGGAGCACCAAGCCAAAAUAGUCCGAGAUAUUAAUCAAGUACAUCAAUGUAAAGACCAAGAAAUUGAAAAAAUUAAGCAACAAAUCAUUCAACUCCAACAACAAAUUCAAUCUCUUAAAACUUGCGAAAAUAGUAACAGAAAUCAAAAUUCUCCUCCUAAUUUGUCAUCAGAAAGAAACAAUGAUACUUCCUAA